AUGUGGUGCAAACAACGGUCACUCUGGGAUCAGGAAUGGAACAGUAUUGUCUUUAGUGACGAGUCUCGAUUUUGUUUAGGCAUGCACGAUGGUCGUGCCAGGGUUAGAAGGCGACGUGGUGAAAGGAGGAAUCCACAGUUUUUUGUUGAAAGACAUGUUCAUCACACUGUUGGAGUUAUGGUUUGGGUUGCUAUAGCUUAUGGUUCCAGGUCACCUUUAAUCUUCAUCAGAGGUAACAUGAACGUGCAGCAUUCAACUUUCCAACAAGAUAAUGCCCGACCACAUGUUGCAAGAGUCACAAUAGACUUCUUGCAACAUAAUGAUGUCACAUUGUUGCCAUGGUCACCAAGAUCUCCCGACUUAUCCCCAAUUGAGCACGUUUGGGAUAUGAUGGGUAGGAGAUUGCUCAAUUUGCAAGGUCCUCCUCAGACUCUAGAAGCACUUCGAGAGGAGGUGGUGGUUGCCUGGAAUGAGAUACCACAGGAAGACAUUGACCACCUGAUCAGAAGCAUGCUUAGGCGCGUUGGAGAAUGCGUAGCACAUCAGGUCAUUAGAAAAAUGGAACUCAACCGAGAACAUUUUCGUGCAAUAAUUUAUUACAACUUUCAGAGACACUUAUCGCAACAAGAAUGCCUAGCUGAGUUACUGUCUGUUUUCGGCAACGAAGUGCCACAUCAGUCGACAAUUUCCCGUUGGUAUGGAGAAUUCAAACGUGGACGGGAAAACGUCGAUGCUGUGCGCAAACUCAUCAUUGAAGAUCGGCAUGUGACAUAUCGCGAGAUUGAGGCUAGUGAUGAAUCGUGGAUUUACUGUUAUGAACCAGAAAAUAAACGACAGUCGGCUGUUUGGGUGUUCCAAGUUGAAGAAAUGCCAACAAAAGUCAUCCGUUCUCGAAGUCUUUCGAAAAAGAUGGUCGCGACAUUUGUGUCAAAAGCGGGUCAUAUUGCAACAAUUCCUCUUAAUGGGCAAAAAACUGUUACUGUGGAUUGGUAUACCACCACUUGUUUGCCAAAAGUCAUCACCGAGCUUCGAAACAUCAUCCCCGAAAGAAGAAUCAUCCUCCACCAAGACAAUGCAAGCUCGCACACAGCCCAAAAAACAAGGCAGUAUUUUACGGAAGAAAACGUGGAAUUAUUGGACCAUCCUCCAUAUAGUCCCGAUCUAAAUCCUUACGGUUUCUGUACUUUCCCGAAAAUUACAAACAGACUGCGUGGUCAAAGGUUCCAGUCACCAGAAGAAGCAGUUGACGCAUUCAAAAAUGCCGUUUUGGAUCUGCCAGCAAAUGAGUGA
This is a messenger RNA of Acanthoscelides obtectus, 1290 nucleotides long. The record is from the annotation of a GenBank genome assembly. NCBI's taxonomy places the organism in Eukaryota, Metazoa, Arthropoda, Insecta, Coleoptera, Chrysomelidae.